Molecule: messenger RNA, 1516 nt
Organism: Macaca mulatta (Rhesus monkey)
Lineage: Eukaryota; Metazoa; Chordata; Mammalia; Primates; Cercopithecidae
Source: RefSeq, a predicted model, not a curated record
AUGGGGAACCGCAGCACCGCGGACCCGGACGGGCUGCUGGCCGGACGCGGGCCGGGCGCGGGGGCGGCUGCGGGGCUGGCAGGGCCGGGCGCGGCGGCGCUGGUUGGAGGCGUGCUGCUCAUCGGCGCGGUGCUCGCGGGGAACUCGCUCGUGUGCGUGAGCGUGGCCACCGAGCGCGCCCUGCAGACGCCCACCAACUCCUUCAUCGUGAGCCUGGCGGCCGCCGACCUCCUCCUCGCUCUCCUGGUGCUGCCGCUCUUCGUCUACUCCGAGGUCCAAGGUGGCGCGUGGCUGCUGAGCCCCCGCCUGUGCGACGCCCUCAUGGCCAUGGACGUCAUGCUGUGCACCGCCUCUAUCUUCAACCUGUGCGCCAUCAGCGUGGACAGGUGCGCCGCCCUCCCCGCCCGCGCCCCCGCGCCCUCGCGCCCCUCCCGCCGCCGCCGCCCUCACCGCGGCCUCUGCGCUGUCCCGCGCACCCUCGGCGCUCCCCGCAGGUUCGUGGCCGUGGCCGUGCCGCUGCGCUACAACCGCCAGGGCGGGAGCCACCGGCAGCUGCUGCUCAUCGGCGCCACGUGGCUGCUGUCCGCAGCGGUGGCGGCGCCCGUGCUGUGCGGCCUCAACGACGUGCGCGGCCGUGACCCCGCCGUGUGCCGCCUGGAGGACCGCGACUACGUGGUCUACUCGUCCGUGUGCUCCUUCUUCCUACCCUGUCCGCUCAUGCUGCUGCUCUACUGGGCCACGUUCCGCGGCCUGCGGCGCUGGGAGGUGGCCCGUCGCGCCAAGCUGCACGGCCGCGCGCCCCGCCGACCCAGCGGCCCCGGCCCUCCUUCCCUUGUGCCCCGCCUUCCCCAGGACCCCUGCGGCCCUGACUGUGCGCCCCCGGCGCCCCGCCUCCCCCAGGACCCCUGCGGCCCCGACUGCGCGCCCCCCGCGCCCGGCCCUCCCCAGGGUCCCUGCGGCCCCGACCGUGCGCCCCCAGCGCCCGGCCUUCCCCAGGGUCUCCGCGGCCCCAACUGUGCGUCCCCCGUGCCCGGCCUCCCCCCGGACUCCUGCGACUCCAACUGUGCGCCCCCAGACGCCGUCCGAGCCGCUGCGCUCCCACCCCAGACCCCACCGCAGACCCGCAGGAGGCGGCGUGCCAAGAUCACCGGCCGGGAGCGCAAGGCCAUGAGGGUCCUGCCUGUGGUAGUCGGGGCCUUCCUGCUGUGCUGGACGCCCUUCUUCGUGGUGCACAUCACACAGGCGCUGUGUCCUGCCUGCUCCGUGCCCCCGCGGCUGGUUAGUGCGGUCACCUGGCUGGGCUACGUCAACAGCGCCCUCAACCCCGUCAUCUACACUGUCUUCAACGCCGAGUUCCGCAAUGUCUUCCGCAAGGCCCUGCGUGCCUGCUGCUGAGCCGGACCCCCACCCCCACCCCCCGCGGCCUGGGCACCGGCCUGGUGGCCAGGCCUCCGGGACCAAGGAUAUGGGGAGGGCGGUUUUGUACGUUAAUUAAACAAAUUCCUUCCCAAACUCA